Messenger RNA from Lineus longissimus, 1208 nucleotides. Its product is annotated as putative nuclease HARBI1. The transcript is spliced from 4 exons. Bases 1 to 579 code for a protein of 192 amino acids. The record is from RefSeq and is a predicted model, not a curated record. Lineage: Eukaryota; Metazoa; Nemertea; Pilidiophora; Heteronemertea; Lineidae.
AUGAGUAUGCAGUCAGUUUGUGUGUUGCCUAAUGGUUCUUCCACUUUGAUUUUAGGUUUCCCUAACGUAAUCGGUGCUUUGGACUGCACACAGAUAAAGAUUCAAGCCCCAUCUCAAUUUGAGGAUGUUUAUGUCUGUCGCAAAUCCAUUCACAGCAUCAAUGUUCAGAUGAUAUGUGAUGCUGAUCGCAUUGCCACAAACCUUGUAGCCAAAUGGCCGGGAAGUGUUCACGACAGUCGAAUAUUCAAGGUGUCGUCCAUUGGCCGAGAACUUGCUAACCAAGCUCCACAUGAUGGAUUCCUUUUGGGAGACAAAGGUUAUGCACUUGAACCGUACCUGAUGACACCUUAUCGGAAUCCAACACCUGAAGAAGCUAGAUAUAAUGCCGCCCAAGCACGAACCAGGACACGAGUUGAGCAGGCCUUUGGCAUUUUAAAGAGGCGGUUCCAUUGCUUGCACGAUGAAAUUCGGCUGGUCCCAGAACAGGCCUGUGAAGUGAUAGUCUGCUGUGUAAUCCUCAAUAACAUUGAUAAGGAUUCUAUUAUUGUCAAAAUGUUUUCAUGUGGUAUUGAUAGUUAGCAUGGUUAGUAGGCCUUCACUUUUACCUUUCUCUUUACUGGUAUUGGAACAGGGCCUUAUCUGACUUUUUGGCUCACCGUAGGGGAGUCUUUACAAUACCGCAGUGUCCGUCGUCCGUCGUCGUCUGUCGUCGUCGUUGUCCGUCGUCGUCGUCGUCGUAUCCUGUUUCAAAAACAGUGGCACGUUUCUUAACCGCUAAGCCUAUGAACUUGUUACUUUGUACACAGGACUCCCUUAGUCGAAUGACCUGUGACACUAAAUUUCGGUCCGAUCUGAUUCUUAAUUUGGCCACCAGGGGGCCGAAUGUAGAUAUCUAAAAAGUGUGAUAUCUCGCUUAUUAAUGACUUGUUUGGAAUGAAAUUUUUGUGGUAGGUACUCAUAGCAAGGAUACAUCAUAUAUCAUACGGGUUUUUAAUUUGACCUACUUUUCAAGGUCACAGAGGUCAAAUGGCGUAAAUUGGCUGUUUCAGUGUAACUAUGGCACGUUUUUCAACCUCCACAGCUAUGAACUUGAAACUUAGUACAUAUAACCCCCUAUACCAGAUAACCUCUGGUGCUGAAUUUCGGUCUGAUCUGAUUCUCAACUUGGCCACCAGGGGGCCGAAUGUGGAUACCUAAAAAGUGUGAUA